AUGAGCCGCUACGGCGACUACUAUACCUAUGGUGGUGGGCGCAAUGGAGGCUCACCCUACACCAGUCACAUUGUCGAUCCCUACGCGCGCAAUCUUUCGAGCCAGUUCGAAUACAUCGACGCCGAUCAUGACAUAUUACACGACGCCCAUCGGCCAACAAUAGCAAAACCCCAGGACAACACUCCUUACGAUGACCCCGAAGCACCUGAUUUGAUCCUGGUACGGUACAUGGCUUCCGUCAUCCCGGUCCAGUUUCCCGCCUACUCGAUUAGCGAAGAAAAGGCGUAUGUUGGCCAGUUGCGUGAGGCCGUGGCACGGGCAUUGUCGACGGAUCCCAGAAGAGUCAGGCUGGUCUACAAAAAGCGCGAUCUGAAACAUGAUUCAUGGCCAUUGAGAAAAUAUAACAUGAAGCAAAACAGUGAGGUGGCCGCCAUCAAGACUGAAGGUGUGCUCGACUACAGUGACCGGGACAGCCCAUCAUCCAGUGAUCAGGAAUCGGUAGCAAGUCAGAACCCUCGAAGACGGCCUCGCGCCUUAUCAUCGGUCAGAGAUCGAAGCAACGACCAAAUACCUACUCAAAAAUCGCCUAUUUCGUCGAAUUUCCUGUCUCCUAAUGGCCAUAUCCCCUCUACUGGCGACUCCGAGAGACAAACUCGUGGCAGUCUAAGGCCUGAUGUCGACGACAGGACAUAUCGGCGAGAACCGUCACGAACACGUGGUACAUCACCACGCCCAACUACGACGGCAACACCGUCAGCCCCGUCGGCCAGAGUAUCUGCGGAUCCCAAUACUCCUCUGGGGAAGUUACAGGCCCUUUCGGAUACCUUCCAUGAUCAGUGGCUACCCCUCUGUCAAAAGUUUAUCUCCAAUCCCCCUUCGAAUCCUCAGGAUAGGGAGAAAGAGCAUCGCAAGUUGAGCGAGAGUAUCAUGCUACAUGUUUUGCUCAAGGCGGAUGCCAUUGACGUUGACAAUUCAGAGGCCAGAGCGUUCAGAAAGGCCCUGAUCAAUGAGACUAACGACACAAUGAAGAGAUUGGAUGCGGUUGCGAAAGCGUGA
This is a messenger RNA of Exophiala spinifera, 1056 nucleotides long. RefSeq lists its product as uncharacterized. Bases 1 to 1056 code for a protein of 351 amino acids. Gene Ontology annotation, molecular function: protein-folding chaperone binding. Lineage: Eukaryota; Fungi; Ascomycota; Eurotiomycetes; Chaetothyriales; Herpotrichiellaceae. The record is from RefSeq and is a predicted model, not a curated record. The transcript has a single exon.